Lotus japonicus is the source of this 2472-nucleotide messenger RNA. RefSeq names its product beta-galactosidase 15-like. Gene Ontology annotation, biological process: carbohydrate metabolic process. The transcript has a single exon. Lineage: Eukaryota; Viridiplantae; Streptophyta; Magnoliopsida; Fabales; Fabaceae. The record is from RefSeq and is a predicted model, not a curated record. Gene Ontology annotation, molecular function: carbohydrate binding; beta-galactosidase activity. The coding region runs from base 1 to 2472 and encodes 823 amino acids. Gene Ontology annotation, cellular component: vacuole; cell wall.
AUGUUUACAAUGGCUCAUUCUUCUUGGAUAGAGUUUCUCUUGUUAAUCUCAUUUUUUAUAACAAGGUGCUUUGCUGGGGAGGUCACUUAUGAUUCAAAUGCUCUUAUCAUUAAUGGAGAAAGACGUAUUAUAUUUUCAGGUGCAGUCCAUUAUCCUCGAAGCACAGUGGAGAUGUGGCCUGAUAUUAUUCAAAAGGCUAAGGAUGGAGGCUUGGAUGCCAUUGAAACUUAUAUAUUUUGGAACCGUCAUGAACCUGUUCGGCGUCAAUAUGAUUUUUCAGGAAAUUUAGAUUUUAUCAAAUUUUUCAAGCUAAUCCAAGAAGCUGGCUUGUAUGGCAUUAUAAGAAUUGGGCCUUAUGCUUGUGCUGAAUGGAACUAUGGAGGCUUCCCAGUGUGGCUACAUAAUAUGCCAGGGAUUGAGUUGAGAACUGAUAACUCGGUUUACAAGAAUGAAAUGCAAAUUUUCACUACAAAGAUUGUGGAAAUGACCAAAGAAACUAAAUUGUUUGCAUCACAAGGAGGACCCAUCAUUCUCGCUCAAAUAGAGAAUGAAUAUGGAGACAUCAUGUGGAAGUACGGAGACGCGGGAAAAGCAUAUGUUAAAUGGUGUGCACAAAUGGCUCUUGCACAAAAUAUCGGUGUCCCGUGGAUCAUGUGUCAGCAACGUGAUGCUCCUCAACCCAUUAUAAAUACCUGUAAUGGAUACUAUUGUAAAAAUUUCCAACCUAACAACCCUAAGAGUCCCAAAAUGUUCACCGAAAAUUGGAUCGGAUGGUUCCAAAAAUGGGGUGAAAGGGUUCCUCAUAGAAGUGCUGAAGAUUCAGCUUAUUCAGUUGCACGAUUUUUCCAAGAAGGUGGGGUGUUAAAUAAUUACUAUAUGUACCAUGGAGGUACCAACUUUGGUCGCACGGCAGGAGGCCCAUAUAUAACAACAUCUUAUGAAUAUGAUGCACCACUUGAUGAGUAUGGUAAUUUGAACCAACCUAAAUGGGGACAUCUUAAGCAAAUGCAUGCAGCAAUAAAAUUAGGGGAAAAGAUCUUGACUAAUGGAACAAGGACUGAUAAGGAUUUGGGCAAUGCAAUCAAACUAACAACAUACACUGAUGCCACAGGGGCGAGGUUCUGUUUCUUGAGUAAUACUGAUGAUAAAACAGAUGCAAAUGUUGACUUACAACAAGAUGGCAAGUACUUUGUCCCUGCUUGGUCCGUGACCAUUCUUGACGGUUGUAACAAAGAAGUUUUCAAUACUGCAAAAGUUAAUAGUCAGACCUCUGUAAAGGUGAAAAAGAUUGACGAUGAUGCUACUACUAAGCUCACCUGGGCAUGGAAGAUGGAGCCAAAAAAAGACACCAUGCAUGGAAGUGGUAGUUUCAAAGCACACAAGCUUCUCGAGCAGAAGGAACUAACCUUGGAUGCUAGUGACUACUUAUGGUACAUGACUAGUGUCGAUAUUAAUGACACUUCCAUUUGGAGCAAUGCAACUCUUCGUGUGGACACCAUGGGUCAUACCCUUCAUGGUUAUGUGAAUAAGAGAUAUGUUGGAUAUAAAUUUAGUCAAUGGGGAAGCAAAUUCACAUAUGAGAAACAAGUGUCUUUAAAGAAUGGAACAAACAUCAUAACUUUGCUCAGUGCCACUGUUGGGCUUCCAAACUAUGGUGCACGGUUUGAUGAGAUAAAGACUGGCAUAACAGAUGGUGUUGUUCAAUUAAUUGGAAAGAAUAAUGUGACUAUGGACUUAUCAACGAACCUUUGGUCUUACAAGGUUGGUUUGAAUGGCGAAAGAAAACGUUUAUAUGAUUUGAAACCACGCACAAAUGUAUCAUGGUACACCAAUUCAUCAUCUUAUCCUAUUGGAAAGCCUAUGACUUGGUAUAAAGCUAACUUCAAAUCUCCUUCUGGAACAAAUCCUGUGGUGAUCGACUUACAAGGUUUGGGUAAAGGACAUGCUUGGGUCAAUGGACACAGCAUUGGUCGUUAUUGGCCUUCUUGGAUUACUGCUUCCAAUGGUUGUAGUGACACAUGUGACUAUCGUGGGAAUUAUGCAAAGGAAAAGUGCAACACUAAUUGUGGAAAUCCAUCACAACGGUGGUACCAUGUUCCAAGGUCAUUCUUAAACAAUAAUGACAACAACACAAUUGUCUUGUUUGAAGAAAUAGGUGGAAAUCCACAAAAUGUUUCUUUCCAAACAGUAACAACAGGAAUGAUUUGUGCUCAUGUCAAUGAAGGUGCACAAUUAGACCUAUCAUGUCAAGGUGGACAAGUAAUUUCACAAAUACAAUUUGCUAGCUUUGGCAACCCAAAAGGUAGAUGUGGUUCUUUCAAGAAAGGCUCUUGGGAAGUUAUUAACAGCCAAUCAAUUGUGGAAGCUACAUGCUUAGGUAAAAGUAGUUGUGGAUUUACAGUGACAAAAGAAAUGUUUGGCAUUGCAGGGGUUAAUGGCAUAGCUAAACUAGCUGUGCAAGCAUUAUGUUGA